Homalodisca vitripennis (glassy-winged sharpshooter) is the source of this 2961-nucleotide messenger RNA. Its product is annotated as fibroin heavy chain-like. Lineage: Eukaryota; Metazoa; Arthropoda; Insecta; Hemiptera; Cicadellidae. The record is from RefSeq and is a predicted model, not a curated record. Bases 87 to 2882 code for a protein of 931 amino acids. The transcript has 2 exons.
AGGUAAUUACAAGCGUGUGGUCUUGCUGCGCGCCGUGGCGGUACCUCAGACAGUGCCGACUGGUGCGCAAGUACUCGUGCUGUGAGAUGCGGACUCUCAACGUAAGACUGUGGCUGGUGGCUUCGCUGGUCGUCGCUUCUCACGCUCACUCUCAUGAACAUCCUCGGAAAGUCGGAGGUUUGAUAAAGGGAUUGCUUCACGCUGCUGUGGAUCCCUUGCGUCAUCUAGCUCCAGCUUCUUCUUACUCGAAUUCACAGUCGCAGAGUUCCAGCGGGAGUCUCGGUGCUAACCUCGGCAAUCUGUUUGGAUUGUCUGGCAGCUACUCUCAAGCGUCUUCCAGCAGCUCUGCAAAGGCCUCAGGGGAUGGCAGCAACAGUAUUUCUCAGUCCCAGAGUUCCGCAGGAAGUGGAUCCUACGGGGGCGGUUCUGGGAGCUACGCCGGCUCCAACUCCGGGGCUAGCUCGGGAGGAUACAGUGGAGCGGGAAGCUCAUCUCAGGCACAAAGUUCUGCCGGAGCCGGAAGUUUAGGAGGAUGUCCUGGAGGAUGUUCCCCCAACAGCGUAGGCUACGAGGGCCCUCCUGGAGGAGGUUAUUAUGGUCCACCAAAGAAACCUGAUGUUAUAGUGAUCAUAAAAGAAGUUCCUGCCAGACCUCAGUUUGGAGGCCUGGGAGAAGGAAAUUACUAUCAAAAUAGCUAUGGGGGUAGUAAAGGAAAUUCAGGAGGCUAUGGAGGAAGUGGGGGAUAUGGAGGAACGGGGACAAGUGGAGGUGUCGGACUGUCUGGGGCCUCGUCUGGAUCAAAUAGUAACGCUGCUAGUAACGCUGGAGUUGGAGGAGGAUACCUGAGUGGGGGAAACUCGGGGGCGUCAGCUGGGUCAGCUUCACAAUCAAAUGCUGCAAGUAGUGCAAAUGCAGGAAGUGCUGGAGGCGGAGGAGGUUAUAGUGGUUACCCUAACCAAGGCAAUACGUAUGGAGGAGGAAGGUAUCCAGGAUAUGCUCCUGGAGCAGGAGCGGGAUCUGCCUCCCAAGCGGGCAGUGGAUCAAGUGCAGGUGCAGGAGGUGGAAAUUAUGGAGGUAAAGGUGGCUCAGCAUAUCCUGGGGCAAAUUCUGGUGCAGGAUCUAAUGCAGCUGCCCAAGCAGGGGGUGGGGCUGCAACAAGUGGAUAUCCUGGUGGAAAUUAUUAUGGUGGAGGAGGCGGAAGCUAUGGUAGUAAAGGCAGCUCAAGGUAUCCUGUAAGUGGAGGAAGUUACCCUGGAUCUUCUUCAGCUGCAGGUUCAGGUUCUAAUGCACAAUCAAAUAGUGGUGGUGGAGGAUACAGUAGUAGACCAAAUUAUCCUGUCGGUCCUGCAGUUCAAACAGUAGAACCUCUUCGUGGAAAUAGCGGAUCUGGGUCCUCAUCUUCAGCUAACAGUGGUUCUUCUGCAGGAGCAGGAAGUGCAGGAUAUCCAGGAUCAUACGCGCCUAGGCCUGUUUCAGGAUACCCAGGAGCAGGGGCAGGAUCUGGAGCUUCAUCUCAGGCUGGAAGUGGAGGUUAUAGUGGAGGGAACGCAGGAUCAUAUAGUCCAAGGCCAAGCACAGGGUAUUCAGGUGGAGGAUCAGGAUCCGGAGCAGCUUCCCAAGCUGGAAGCAGUGCUGGAAGUAGUUCUGGAGCUGGAGGAUAUAGUGGUGGUAAUAAAGGAACAUACAAUCCAAGGCCAAGUACAGGUUACUCUGGUGCAGGACAAGGAGCCGGUUAUGGAGGUUCUUACAGCACUAGACCCAGCUCAGGAUACUCAGGAGCUGGAGCUGGAUCAGGAUCUGGAGCUUCUUCUCAAGCUGGAAGUAGUGCUGGAAGUGGUGGAAACGGUGGAGGAAAUUCAGGAUCAUACAGCCCAAGACCAAGCACAGGUUAUUCGAGUGUAGGAUCAGGUUCCGGAGCAGCCUCUCAAGCUGGAAGUAGUGCUGGAAGUGGUGGAUAUGGUGGAGGUAAUUCAGGAUCAUACAGCCCAAGACCAAGCACAGGUUAUUCGAGUGGAGGAUCCGGAGCAGCUUCUCAAGCUGGAAGCAGUGCUGGAAGUAGUGCUGGAAGUGGUGGAUAUGGUGGAGGAAGUUCAGGAUCAUACAGCCCAAGACCAAGCACAGGUUAUUCGAGUGGAGGCUCAGGUUCCGGAGCAGCUUCUCAAGCUGGAAGUAGUGCUGGAAGUAGCGCUGGAAGUGGUGCUGGAAGUGGUGGGUAUACUGGUGGUAAUGGAGGAUCAUACAGUCCCAAGCCUAGUUCUGGUAAUUCCGGUGCCAUAUCAGGAGCUUCUUCACAGGCUGGAAGUAGUGCUGGAAGUGGAGUCAGUGGCGGAGGAUCAUAUAGUCCAAGGCCUAGUGCAGGCUAUUCCAGUGGUGGAUCUGGGGCUUUAUCUCAAGCUGGAAGUAGUGCUGGAAGUGGGGGCUACGCAGCCGCAGUUGACGAUGUAUUUGGAUCAGGAAGUAAAGGAUCAUCGUAUGGGGGAAGUGGAUCUUCGAGUAAUUCAGGAGCUUCUUCUGGUGCUGGCUCCAAAGGAGGCUCUGGAUACUCAGGAAGUUCUGCUCAAAGUGCUUCCUCAGCUGGUUCUGGAUCACACGGAGGAUCAGGAUCUUAUUCGGGAUCUCAAAGUUCAUCCAAUGCUUCUUCGGGAUCUGGUGCUUACGGAGGAGGAGGUGCUGGAAGCCACAGUUCAUCACAGAGUAGUUCUUCUUCUAAUUCAUACUCAGGAAAUAAAGCAGGUAGCUACUCUGGUAGUCAGUCCUCCGCCACAUCUUCUGCAAGCUCUGGAAGUGGCAAUCGUGCUGGCGGAGGGUCUGGAGCAUCAAGCUCCAGUCAAGCCUCCUCCUCAAGUUCUGGAGAUGACGUCCUGAUUUUUCCUGAUGACUGAUGAUGAUUCCUUUCGACUGCCUUGCUCACAUUGUAAAUUUGACUAAAUGUUAUUUAUUACAGUAAUAGUUUUCUUAAAA